This is a messenger RNA of Bursaphelenchus okinawaensis, 1753 nucleotides long. NCBI's taxonomy places the organism in Eukaryota, Metazoa, Nematoda, Chromadorea, Rhabditida, Aphelenchoididae. The record is from the annotation of a GenBank genome assembly.
AUGGCGACCGCUCGAACUUUACACGCGGAAAAGUCUUUAGCCACUUGUGUUUCUCGUUCUGAAGACACAUCAGAUCAAAGUAGUAUUAUAGGUCGACGGUUGAGCACUUCCGUUCGCGGAAUUGAGAAAGCUCCCGCUUCAAGGUUGAGCUCUACCAGAAAAGGUACUGUGGCUCCCAGACAAAGGUUGAACACUUCCAGAAAUGGAAUUGAGAACGCUCCCUCAUACCAGUUGAGCACUUCCCGCAGAGGAAUUGAUAAAGCUCCUGAUGUACUCGACUCCUCAUCGUUUAAACGAGUAGUUACUCGUUGGAUCAAAUAUCUUGAUCUUGAGCUAGCACAAGCUUUUGCGCUUUAUGAGAAAGCAGAGGACGAGAUUUGCUCUCCCAAAAUUUCAGUCAUUAAGAAAAGCUCUUACGUUAUUGAUUUAUCGCAGCAUGCCAAAAAUGCUAAAGUCUACAUUGAGAAGAUUGACAAUUCCAUAAACGAAUGGAAGAAGAAAGUCAAAAGCUCAGUAAACGAAAGUCUCCGACUGAGAGAGUACGGUAAAAUUACCGAAUAUUGUGAAAAGCACAAUUAUCCAAUUUUGUGCCAAGAUUUCUCGAAUAUUGCCAAGAAAGUAAGGCACAUGAAAUCUUACGUCAACGGGCUUGGAAAUUCGCCAAAAAGCCAAUCUUCAAUGUCGUCUCGACAUUAUUCGCGUCAAAAUGUUGACAAAGAUACCGUUGUAUCACAUUCGGCAGAAAGACAAAGUAAUGACUAUAUCCCUUCUUCUGAUACGAUCGAAAAUUCAGAAAAAACGCGGAAAUCUCUGUCAAAAAGCCAUUCGCAAGGCUUCGGUAGCCAAAUCAGUCGUCAUUCUGAAAAAAGUAAGCCUAAAGUGGCUUCAGAUUCUACAUCUCGUCGUUCAGAGAGCAAAAGCGACACGUACAAACAGAAGCCAUCGUCGGCCAUCAGUCAAACUCUUCAGAAGCCUGGUGCUACUGAGUAUAAAGUCUGUAAAUUGCCACCGAUCUCAGACAUUCCAAAAUUCUCGGGUGAACUUCAUGAAUUCCCUUGUUUUUGGGACUAUUUCGAAGUCCACGUGCACAAUACACCAGCUAUUCCAAGUGAGAAAAUUCUCAGAUUGAAGCACGCUCUUACUGGUAGUUCAGUCGAACACCUGGUUCAAAACGUUCGUCUUACGCAGGCUAUGUACGAUACAAUCAUAAAAUCACUUCAUUCAAGGUACAACAAGCCUGAUGACAUCGUGAAUUCAUUUCUUAAUAAAUGGCAAAAUCUUGAACCUCCGAAUUCAAAUUCAAGUCAAGAAAUUUAUACGUUCGCUGAUAAGAUUCAGAGUAUUAAAAAUCAUUUGGCAUAUUAUAAUACUGAAAUUCCAAAAUGUCUUUCACAGCCAGUAUUUCAGUCACUUCCAGUAAACUUACGUGAAAUGGUUACUGUACGAUGUCAUUUUCAAAAGAAAGACAAGUUCAACAUUGACGAUUUUGUAUUGGUUUUGCAUGAAAUUGCUCACGAGCUCAGGACUCUACCGUCAAGUCAAAAUGUCAAGUCAUGUUCUGAGCAAAAGUCUGUUUUAUUUGAUCGUCAUAUCAAUUAUGAAGCUGUAGAUAACCGUAUCGCUUCAUCAGGAUUCAGAAAUCCUAAAAGCCCAAGGACAAAAACGUGUCUUCUGUGUGGCCAACAUCAUCAUUCCUCGGUUUGUAGCAAGUAUUCAGACUUGCAAUCACGAAAAAACCGUCUUUUCGAGCUAA